UACAGUCACAGUGGUCACAGCCACAGCAUGGCGUCACGUAUACUGUGAUGGCGUGACGACGCUUACAGUUCAUAUGGGAAACAUAGCCUCUAUUUAUUUAUAAAACGUUUUGUAAACGAUAAAUAAAUGUAUGUACAGAAUGGCAGAAGUAGAAAUGUUUAAUCGUGUUAUUCAGACGAUUGACGAUAAUACCAAGAAACCGGAACAGUUUCUAAGCGUGCAAAACACAGUAGCUCGAAAUUUUAAGAAUUGUAUAAAGCAUUUAUAUGAUUUUACGAAGGAAGAGUCGCAGAGAAACACGAACGCUUUGCCAGAGCUGGUUACCGAGGAUUUCGACGAAGAACAGAUCUGGCAGCAAAUUGAAUUGCAAAACGAAGGUGAAUUCGAUUAUCUAGUUAGGUGUGUUUCGAAAGCUUUAUCGGAGAGCAAAAGGCUGACGAUACCAAUUAGUGCGACUAAACCCGAGUCCGAAGAAGAAGAGAGUGAAAAGGAGUUAUCGGAAGAUGAAAGAGCGACAGAAGAGACUCUGUCUGAAGACGAGGAGAGUUCAACAGAUAACUUAAGAAAAGAGAAACCAGAAGUUAAACGAAGGAAAAAGAAAUCAUCUAUAGUAGAUGACAAAUUCUUUAAAUUAGAUGAAUUGGAUGAAUACUUAACAAAAGAAGAGAGGAAAGAGACGCAAAAUGAAAAGAAUGAAUUAGAAUCUGAUGAUGAAUCCGUGGAUCUGUUCAACGAUCUUUCUGAUGACGAUGACAAAACUGAAGAAGGUAAAUUGAUGAAGUACGCAGACUUCUUCGACAGUCCUCAGAGCGAAGAUGAGAAUCCGAACAGCUCCAUGGCAGAAGCAGGCGACGAAUCAGCAGAUAAUGAAUCACUGGACGGCAGUGAUUUAAAUAAUGAAAUGGACAUAGACAGCGAAGGAGAAACUCAUAAAUCCAAGAAGAAAGUCACGUUCAAUCUUACCAAUGAUUCAGAUGAAACGGAUAGUCUGGAAAAUCGAAACACGACUGCCAAGCAGGACACGGAAGUUAAGUCGACUUUAGAAACGCGACAGGAGAGACUGAAGAAAAGGAUAGAAAAAUUGGAGGAAGAAGCCCUCGCAGAAAAACCAUGGCAACUGAAAGGUGAAGUGACUGGAGGGAACAGACCACAGAAUUCGUUACUGGAGGAAUUCGUGGAGUUCGAUAUAACGACCAGACCUCCGCCCGUUAUUACCGAGCAAACGACUUUGAGAUUGGAGGAUAUAAUUAAACGGAGGAUAAAGGACAGAGUUUGGGACGAUGUAGAGAAAAAAUUCAAACCAGUCGAGACACCGAUGGAGUACAAGAAGAAACUGAUCCUGGAUCAAGAGAAGAGCAAGGAGAGUUUGUCCCAAAUUUACGAGAAGGAAUAUCUUAAACAGAAGCAAGCGUUAAACCCGGAUAAUGAGACGGUAGAGGAAGAACCGACAUUGCACAAAGAAAUUCGCCAAAUGAUGGGUUCCGUGUUUAAGAAGCUAGACGCGUUUUCCAACUUCCAUUACACACCAAAGCUAGCUAAACCGGAGCUGAAAGUCGUCACCAACCUUCCUGCAAUUAAUAUGGAAGAGGUGGCACCUGUGGGAAUGAGCGACGCUGCCCUGUUGGCACCGGAGGAGAUUAAAGCGAAAUCGCGGGGCGAUCCGAUAGGUAAAGCCGAGAGGACCAAGACAGAUAUGAAGCGGGAACGAAGGCACAAGAAGAUGAAGCAACGCGCGAGACAGCAGGCUCGAGAGAAUAAGGAGAAAUUGAACGCGUUGAAACCGGGAGUCGCGAAGAAGCACAAAAAGGAGAAAGCGGCGGAAAUGGCGAAAAAAUUGAGUAAAAACAGAAAUAUCAUUCAGAUGGAUGAAUCGAGCUUCAAAGCGCCGAAAUCGUCCACGGCGUUCUUUAAUCAAUUACAAGACGAAGUGAAGAGCCAUAUCAAAGCUAAGACUGGCGCGAAUAAGAAGAAAAAAGAGAAAAACGCUCUAUCCGCGGUUAAAUUGAAAUUGUAACUUUUUGUACAGUUAUUAUUUAAAUAUAAUGCAAUAAUUGUUUCAGCCAAGCUGUAAUUCUUAAAAAGAUGAAGGGGGAAAUAAUUUGAAACGACUAAGGAGAAAGGAUAUCAUAAAAUGCUUCAAAGAUACGUUUCGAACUUUAAUCAAUCAUUUGCGUUAUACAUAUUGACGCCUCCGAUGACCUCAAUAUGUUAAUUAUUGUCAGUAAUCGUAGCUACUUCCAACGUAGGAUGAUUAAAAAGAAUUAUACGUGUAAUGUAAACUUUUA
Molecule: messenger RNA, 2285 nt
Organism: Ceratina calcarata
Lineage: Eukaryota; Metazoa; Arthropoda; Insecta; Hymenoptera; Apidae
Product: U3 small nucleolar ribonucleoprotein MPP10
Exons: 2
Coding region: 131-2014 (627 amino acids)
Biological process (GO): rRNA processing
Cellular component (GO): sno(s)RNA-containing ribonucleoprotein complex; Mpp10 complex; nucleus
Source: RefSeq, a predicted model, not a curated record